Coccidioides posadasii C735 delta SOWgp is the source of this 1458-nucleotide messenger RNA. RefSeq lists its product as uncharacterized. Gene Ontology annotation, molecular function: protein tyrosine phosphatase activity. Lineage: Eukaryota; Fungi; Ascomycota; Eurotiomycetes; Onygenales; Onygenaceae. The record is from RefSeq and is a predicted model, not a curated record. Gene Ontology annotation, biological process: protein dephosphorylation.
AUGCGGGACGGCUCAGCCAGUUGCCCGGACCUGCUACUACGAGACACAGCGCCUCCAGACACGCCAACGUCGAAUUUUGACUCCAACCGGGCACGCAGCAGUGUACCCUCUGAAACUUCUAGCCUUUCUGACAGUGUUCAUUCAAACCUAUUCCUCAAGGCCAAGGGUGGCCCGAGCAAGCUUCGCCGCUUUAUGAAGCAGGCUCGGAACUUUCGCCGUAUUGCAGCUACCAAAAUGUCGGAAGCGCGUUUCCCACAGACCCUUGGUAAGCGGGAACGUUCUGCAGAUAGCAGAUCGUCCGUCAAUGGAGGCUCCGUCGCAGCCCUAGAUGUGAGCAGCAGGGAAAGCAGCGUCGAAAGAGGCGCCACGCCCACAGUCCCCGCAUUCUUGACGCAGUCCUACUCAGAGCUACGGUCAAAGUUCGAAGAACUCGAAUGGAUCCAAAGAAGCCGGAUCUCAGCUGGACUUCUGGCUGGAGAUCCUUCGCAUAAAUGGGCGUUGGAGUCCAGCCCUAUGGUCAAGGAGAGAAGCCGCUAUGCAAACGUCCAGGCUUGGGCCAAUUCUCGAAUUCACCUAAAAGUCCCCCCCGGAGAAUGCGACUUUAUCAAUGCUUCCCCAAUUGAGCUAAAGGAUACCCAGUCCCAAGAAGUUGUUCGCUAUAUUGCAACUCAGGGUCCGAAGGAAGGUCACUUGGCACAUUUCUGGAACAUGAUUUUUGAUGAGACGGGGGAAGUGGCGGUAGUUGUAAUGCUCACCCAAACCUUCGAAGCCGGUAGAGAGAAAUGCGCACAAUACUUCCCGCUAGAUAUGGAGGUUCCCACUUUCCAUUUCUCUUCUGUUGACUCAGAUCCAUUUGUUGACCACAAAGAAGACGAUACUACAUCCGACCAUCCUUCUGGGUCAGUUUCACUUUUGGAGUGCUCCUACGACGAGUCAUGCUGCUCUGAAGUUCGCAAGCUCAAGCUAGAACUCGGUUCAGAAUCAAAACUUGUUUGGCAUUUCCUGUUUGCCGGUUGGUCCGAUUAUGCGAAGCCAGAGGGCCACUACCGCGAUGCGCUAAUUGAAUUGACGAAAAUAACCGCCGACAAGGCGAGAUCCCGUGACAACCCGAGAAUCGUCCAUUGUAGCGCUGGUGUUGGAAGAACUGGCACCUUUAUCGCCCUUGAUCACCUUCUAAGGGAAUUACGGAACGGGCAUCUGCUAAAUGUGGCCGAUGACACUGUCGACACCGUCUUUGAUACGGUAAAUCAACUCCGAGAACAGCGAAUGAUGAUGGUAUAUAAUGAUAUACAAUAUCAAUUUAUAUACGACGUCGUAAAGGAACAGGCCCAUGCUCUCCUUGGAGACAAGGGUGUGACUGGUACUUCCGAUGCUGAAGGAAAGGAUACCACGAAGGACGAAGAAGAUACUCCUACAGAAACGAACACCAAGGGAGAGCUGGAACCCAUUGUUGAUUAA